UUCAGAAAUGUUUUGAUUUCUACGUGUGUUUUACCUAUCUUUCUUUCGAUUUUAAUCUGAUACGCUGCGUGCUUUAAAAGGUUGCAUCAAACAUACAACUGAAGCAGUAAUCAUGUCGAGUGUAACUCACUCAGAUCUGGCGUCUGAGUUUACAUUCCCAGCGGCUGAUCUGAUCCCGAAGAGUGAGACUGAGGCAGCUGCAUUUAUCAGAGCCAAUCCCGACUUCGACGGCAGUGGGGUUGUAGUGGCCAUCAUUGACACUGGUGUGGAUCCCAUGGCCAAGGGCCUUCAGACAACAGCGGAUGGGCGUCGAAAAAUCCUGGACUGUGUAGAUACAACUGGGAGUGGAGAUGUGGAUACCUCCACCAAAGUGAGUCCAGACUCGGAGGGCAUGAUCACUGGACUGACGGGGAGAAGACUCAAGAUACCAUCCGAUUGGAAUAAUCCCUCCAAUGUCUACGGAAUAGGUGUGAAGAACAUUCUAGACCUGUACUAUCCUAGCACGAAGCGCCGUGUUCUGGAAAAACGAAAGAAAAGGUUGUGGGAGGGACAAAACGACACUGCUCUUGCAAGUAUAAGAAAGCGUUUGUUAGAAAUCGAGCAUCUUGAAAAGAAAUCAGAAUCAUCAUCUACGACUGCAGACUCCAAAGAUUCAGAAAGCUCAGAGGAUAAAUCGUCCGAUGCAUGUUUUACCAGUAAAUUGGGCACGAAGAAAAAAGACCAAGAAAAGCUACGACUUGAAAAGGAAGAUCUGAAUAGUCAAUUGAAGCUUCUAGAAGGUUUGGAGAAAAAGAUACCAGACCAGGGAGCUGUUUUUGAUGUAAUCACUUGGAAUGACGGCACUGGAACUCCUGGUGCAUUCUGUGAUGCCCUGGAAACGAAGAGAUCUGGAUGGUGUGUAUGUGUAGACAACAGCUUCAGUGGUGACCUCGAGUCGUGCAAAGUGCUCCGCCCUUACAAAGAGGAGUAUGACAUAGGCAGAAUAUCUCAGGAAUGCAUGUGCAACUUCACAGUUAAUGUCUAUGGAGAGAAAGGAGAUACGACAGUGAUAUGUGCCACUAGUAGUAGCCACGGGACACAUGUAGCCGCCAUCACAGCAGCAUACAGACCUGAUAAUACGGACUUAAACGGAGUUGCACCUGGAGCUCAGAUUGUCAGUAUCAAGAUUGGAGACUCCAGACUGAGUGCCAUGGAGACUGGUACUGCUCUUAUGCGAGCCAUGGAAUACUGCAACAGAAACAAAAUCGACAUCGCAAACUACAGCUUCGGCGAGCCAGCUGCUUUUCAAAACGCAGGGAGAAUCAUGGAGGCGAUCGAGAGAUCAAUUCACAAAUACAACCUGUGCUUCGUUACCAGUCACGGAAACGCAGGACCAGGUCUACGAACCGGCGGUGCUCCCGCUGCAUCUUUGAAUGGAGCUUUCACUGUCACAGCUUAUCUCUCCCCGGCGAUGCGGAAAGCACAGUAUGCAUUGGACAAUCCGAAUUGUGCCUCGCAACAUUACUAUUGGUCUUCCAGAGGUCCCUGUAUGGACGGGGGUCUAGGAGUUACAGUUUGUGCGCCAGGAGGCGCAAUCACGAGUGUAGCUCAGACGUUAAUGAAGGGCGAAGAGCUUAUGAAUGGAACUAGUAUGUCUUCGCCUAACGCUGCAGGGAAUAUCGCUCUUAUUCUAUCGGGACUGAAACAGAUAGGUUUAGAUUACACACCGUCUUCAAUUGAAAGGACACUGAAGAAUACUGCCUUGAAAAUGCCAGAUCAUUGCAGUUUCUCAUCUGGUGCUGGAGUUGUACAGAGUUUGAAAAGUUUUAAUCACUUCAAGGAAUUCGCGCCUAAAAUGGACAAUUUGAAUCAUAUGUACUUGAAAACAACAACAGCUAAAGGCCAGAAGAACGGAAUUUUACUACACAAUAAAUCGGAUUUUGACAAGAGUGUGUCUAGACAUUACGUCACAGUUGACGUCAAAUUUUCACCGAGAGUUGACAGUGAAACCAAGUGCGAUUUCUCAGUUGCAUUAGCUCUUGCUGCUUCCGAAUCGUGGGUUACAGUUCCGAGUUGUGUAUAUAUGACUAACAAUACGCGCGGGUUUUACGCUACUGUCGAUACGUCCUACCUCAAACCAGGUGCUCAUUACGCUGAAAUCAUGGCGUAUGAUGAGAAGAAUUUCGACUAUGGACCUUUGUUCCGGUUUCCUGUUACUGUCUUGAAACCUCUCAAUGAGACGUCGAGUGAUACUGAAUUCUGUUUCGAUUCUAUCCAAUUAUCCUCGGGAAAGAUAAUUCGGAAGUUUUUGCGACCACCUCAAGGUGCAAGUUUUGUGACUAUUAAAUUCACGUCAUUGUCUUCUGAAGCCGCGGCGAAGUUAAAUCUGCAUAUGGUGCAAAUCAAAGAGUGCUCUAUGCACACAGAAUGGUCGCAUCAUAAACAGUUUGUAUUGGAGAGCGAAUCAAGUACGUCCUACAGCUUUCACGUAGUACCGAAUGUUCUUCUAGAGUUGUGUCUGGCUCAGUUGAACUCGUGGUCGGUGAACAGUUUUGUCAAGAUGGUAGUUUCGUUCCAAGGAGUCAUUCCCAGCUGCGACAACUUCACCACGGAUCAUUUUGCGCCGCCUCUUCGCAUAGAUCUUGAGAACCGCCUCAGUCGUUGCACAGUGGAACCCAACGCAGUUUUGAAUCACCUCAUUACCCCUUUACGGCCCACCGACUACAAAAUUGUUCCUCUCGACUCAGAAAGAGACUGCAACUCCCUUGGACCCAUGGUGGACGGGCGCUAUCUAUGUCAGCCAAUCAGCGAAGAGACGAGUGAACAAGAUGCAUCAUCAUGUGAUUUGAAAGAGUUGAUGUAUGCCCUGGAGUUGACCUAUUUGUACAGCCACAGUGGGAAGGAGAAGGAUGUGUACCCAGAAUGUCCUCUGCUGGGUUCGAUGUUAUAUGAGAGCCAGUAUGAUAGCCAGAUGUGGAUUAUGUUUGACAGUAACAAACAAGUGAUGGGAUAUGGCGACUUCAAAGCGGACAAAUACUCAUGUAGUCUCACGAAAGGUGAUUACACUAUUAAAAUGUGGAUUAGACACCCGAAAUACGAAGUGUUGGACAAACUUCAAGCUCUUCAAUUCAUAAUUUCGCGAAAACAACCCAACAUAAAUCUCUCUUUUUAUACUACACACGCAUUAGUCUCAGAACGAACCUUCAAGUCCACCAGUUUAGCGAAAGGGGAAAUGACGCAUAUGUUCGUCUCACCGAUUGCCGAAGAUAAACUGCCGAAACAGUACACUUCGGGUAGUUACCUCUCGGGUAAAAUUUCAUUCAUAGGAAACGAGCCUGGAAAAUCUUGUAGUUCCUAUCCGUUAAAGUACCAACUGGGCCCGCUGUGUAUUUCUCCAAAGAAAGAUUCAGCGACUGCUGCAACCAGUAAUGAGAAACCGGUCAAGGAAAAGAGUUAUCCUGAGUUUAUAAAAGAAGCAAAACUGUCGUACCUUCAGAAGACUGCGACGACAAUAAAUGCGGAAGAUGCAGUUAAGAUGUACGAAGAGCUGGUCUAUGAGUUUGCGAAUGAUUUGAAUGUGGAUAUAACUUUCACAACAUAUCUGGGUUCUGGUCCAACCGAAAGGCAAGAAAAGCUUCGAUAUAAGCUGAUAUCAGUUUGUGACAUGGCCCUUGCAAAGCUGGACUUAGACCAUAUUCUCGCUUACUUCGGAUGUCAGAAGAAUGCUAGAGAAGAUCUAAUAAUUCGGAAGAAAUCCAGCGCAGACUCAAGUAAGAGCAACAGCAUGGAACAGGAAGUUAAUGUGGAUAAUGAAGAAAGCAAUGGAGCUGCGGGGUCCGAAUUACUAGUCUCAGGGGGUGCUAAGGAGUUCGAGAAGGAAGCCACUGGCGACGCAAAUGCGAAGGAUAUUGAAAAGCAAAAGAGUCAGAUGAUUGAUCUUCUGCAAAAGAAGUGUACCGCCUUGUUGGACAUGUCCCCUGUCCCUGAAGAAAAAGUGGAACAAAGCUGGAAAACACUGAAGAAGCUGACAGAUCCCAUGACUGACACGAAAACUUCCCAACUAGCUCUCAAAUACUGCAGGCACAGGAAGCUAUAUGGAUUGGUGGCUUCAAAGCUGAUGCAGGAAUACGAAAACACAAACACAAAAGCUGCUCUGAACAAUCUGAAAGCAGCUUUCAAACAGCUCAACUGGACUCAUGUAGUGGACAGGGUUGAUAAUUCAACCCUUUUGGUCAGAUUCCCGCCAAGUUAUCCUCCAUUCUAGUCAGAUCGCAGAUCUUCAGUUAUUCCAAACGCAUUUUUAUUUGUUAAUGUUCGAUUUUCAAUAAUAUUUUAACCGUUUAUUGUUUAACAAGAUUUGUAAAUAGUUUUUAAUUGAAUGAAAUUUGGUUGCAGAACUCUAAUUGGAAUUUCGUUUUUGACCGCACAACUAGAUGGAGUGCGGCCAGUAUUUAGACAGCCGCGUAUUCAU
This is a messenger RNA of Symsagittifera roscoffensis, 4450 nucleotides long. RefSeq names its product tripeptidyl-peptidase 2-like. NCBI's taxonomy places the organism in Eukaryota, Metazoa, Xenacoelomorpha, Acoela, Convolutidae. The transcript has 10 exons. Gene Ontology annotation, molecular function: tripeptidyl-peptidase activity; serine-type endopeptidase activity. The record is from RefSeq and is a predicted model, not a curated record. Gene Ontology annotation, biological process: proteolysis. The coding region runs from base 113 to 4243 and encodes 1376 amino acids. Gene Ontology annotation, cellular component: cytosol.